AUGGUCGAAAGAAGAGAGUGUACUGUUCACAAAAUAUUUUUUGUAAUCUUAGCUACACUUAUUUCAUCAUCAUACUGUUUAAAAGGGGGCUUAAUAGCAGGCGAACUGAAACGGCUUCGUCCGACGGUCAUCAAGAACUUCUCCCAAAUCUCCCCGGUAUACAUCAACUUCAAAUCUGAAGACAAAACUCUUGCCAGGGAGUUCUUCAACACACUGCACGCCAAGCCGCCAAUGAAACGUUGCAUAGACAAACCUCCACCAUCUAAAAAGUAUCAACGAUCCAUAUUUUCGGUGCCAAAAUUGCCUUUUGUGUCUAAUCUUCUGCCUUUGAUACCAAAAUCUCCAAUCUUACCAUUGAUGCCGAGCUGGUUUCCUCCUCCUCCCCCAUCCCCAGUGAGCCCUCCGUUAACUACAUUGCCUAACCUCUUUAAAUUGGACACUAAUGAAUCAGGAAUCCUCGAAAAACUGAUUAAGCUGAAGCAACAAGGCUUGUUAACUACGGAAGAGAGUGUCAGACUCUUACAAACUAAGACCAGCCCGUCCCAACUAUUGCCUUCAGCCGCGCUGGGCCCUCGGUAUACGGUCCGGCAGGCGUACGCUCUAAAUUACGUAGCCAGCGCUCCGCAGCCCCCUCGCUUGACUAUCGACUGUUCUGAUGAAAGGGCUCCCUACGGUACUACAUACAGGUCAUCAGACUACAAAGGUAACUCUCGCUUAGACGUAGACUCGUUCUGCAACCUCAUUCACGAUGUCUUCCCAAAAUCGAUCCAGGGAGGGAAAUUCCUUCUCAUUGAGCCCGAAGACCAGACAGGCUAUAGUGAUACACAAGUACCAAUAUCAGUAGCACCACCACCGGACUUCAUGGCAAGUUGGCUACAGAAACCACAAAUACCACAGCUAAGAAUCCCAACAUUUAAUGGAGUUAGGCUUAAGCAGCGGCCUGGGCCUUUCGCGCCGUCCAGGAUGGGAACUUCGAUGCUACCAACAUCAGUGAUGAGAAUAGAUUCCAGUGCAGAGAGGAUGGAGAAGUUCAAGAAGGGUGUUCAGAAGAUGCUGCAUGUAGUGAAAGUGCUAGGAAAGAUAGAUCUGUACUUGUCAGAGAGGAUGCGGAUCAUUGUUGACAAACUCACUAAGACUUUUGGCGAAUAG
Messenger RNA from Spodoptera exigua (beet armyworm), 1149 nucleotides. NCBI's taxonomy places the organism in Eukaryota, Metazoa, Arthropoda, Insecta, Lepidoptera, Noctuidae. The record is from the annotation of a GenBank genome assembly.